CAACAACCACAAAUAUCCCCAGUACGUCAGGCAUACAUUCCACACGGCCAUCAACAACAACAACAAAUAUCCCCACAACGGAUACUGAUUUUAAAACGACCACAAUUGUUCUGGCGGUCGUCACUGGUACUUUCACGAUAGCUGCCGCCUUGAAAGUUGCACUCCAUGUGUAUAAGAGUGGUUAGUGAAAAAAAAUUUUAAUUUUUUUUUUAUGUAUUUAAACGUGUUUUGUGAUAGGAAAUGAAACCACGGGCAAGGUGCACAAUUUACACUCAAUUAUAUAGUGGAUACUGGAUAAAAUCACGGCUUUUUCUACACUUGGCCCUGGACCAAAAUUAAUCGCCUUAUUUAAAUAAACACAUAAGCAUUGAUAGCCAUACAUUUCUAGCUAAAGGGUUGAAAUAUGUAAAUAUAGUAAAUUAGUAACACGAUAUUGAGUGACAUGUAGAUCUAAUAUAUCUUGACAGUGACUUCUUCUUGUGUUGCAUGUAGAUCUGAUUUAUCUGGACAAUGACUUCUUUUUGAGUGACAUGUAAAUGUAAUCUUUCUUAACAUUGACUUAUUUUAGAUUUCACGUUUUUCCAAAAGUUAUGACCCAAUUAUUAUUCGACACAUAAUGUAGGUUAAGAUUGAAAAAAAAAAGGGGUGGGGGGGUAGAUAAAGCUUUGGGGAAUUCGUUUGAUUUAAGCUAAUUUAGUUUAUAUACAUAUAAAUAGAAAUCUAACAGUCGCAUAUUAUUUGACAUAUGAUUCAUAAUUUCCCUUUUUAUCCUGUAAGUUAUGUGAUGUUUAUUUCUUUCCCCAAUUAUAAAUUAUAUUAUUUUUUUUAAAAUACACAGUACGUCUUUAUUACAAAUAGUCUUCCAUUUCUUUUAAAGCCAUAUACGUUUACACAUUUCUCUUUUUUUCAUAUUUUUUUUUUACCAACCAUAUAGGUUGUCCUAGAUGUAAUGAUGAAUGUUUAGCUACAGUGCUGAAAGUCAUCCGACCUAAAGUCAACAUAAAGUAAGCGCGUUAUUUUUUCCCCUUAAUUAUGUUUACAGUUAACAUUUUAAUGUUCAGUAAAAUUUCGGGCAGCUGGUUUACGUGUCUUCUUCUUUUUGGCUGAGGUCAAGGGUCAAUUACCUUAAAACACCUGAGCAUAAAAUGUUGUACUCCGCAGCUAUGAAUGGCUAUGGAUAAGAACGUUAAAAAUAAACCCAGACAGAUGCUGACAAUAAUGCAGAAAGUGACCGCAUGCAUAAACCAAAUAGACCUACAACGACCUAGAAUAAAGAUGGAGACCAAGGUGAAACUUAUUAACAGUGUCUUUAUUCCAACUCUUGCUCACAGCGACCAGACUUCGACCACCAAUCUAAGACCUCGAGAAAAGAACGAUCGCCUACCAGAAUGAAAUAUCUGCAGGCGAAGAGCUGUUAAAAUAUGAAAUGACAAUAUUCGGAAUAAAGAAAUUGACAGCUAGUUUCUGCCAGCAAACAAUGGACCACCAACAAAUCAGCUGUUUAGGCCUAUGGACAGUAAUCGGUCAACAGACCUUCAUUUCAAUUAUUCUACAAUAGGAGAACAUUUAGUUUCAAGUGACAGAGGAAGACGACGACGCCAAAAAAUCGGCGGUGUCAAAGAGCACUUUAAAUCAACGCUAUGCCAUCCCAGAACGCUUCACACCUUAGACAAAAUCACCAAUUCUUAUCUAUUCCGAUUUUAAACCUACAAUUAUCGUAGGUACUGUACAGACGACCAAUAUCACUCUCCUGCUGUUGGUUGUUGACGUUGAGUAUGAUUCAAUAACAAUUUUAGACCCGUUCUUCCCAUUUACGCAUUAUUUGCGAUUUAGCCCUGGUUAAUAUUUUAACAGAUUUACAACUGCUGGAGGUUCUCACUCUUUGAACAAAAUCCACAGAACGGUCUGAGAGGAAGAAAGUGGAGGAGCAAACCAGAGAACUACAUGGGCUGUAGCGCAAUGAAGAUGAUAAAAAAAAACAAAGUAUUAACAACAGACGAGUUAGUACUCAGCACUGUGUGAGUCCUCUGACUCCACUUUAAACCAAACAUUUCUUCCAGUACAAAAAGACUAUCCGAUUGAAAUAAGACACUUACCUUCCAAAUCAGGGGUACAGUUUAAGACUCGCUAUACAUGUUAAAUUGGCAAUUGGACUCCUCCAUGGCAAUAAUGGAGUCUAUCGCCCAUUCAUUGGUAGCACAAUUCCAAACAAUUAUAUAUUCUCCAUGGAACAAAAAACGUUAUCUUGACUGCUGGCUAACCCAUCCAUUUAUAUGUCCUCUAUAGAACAAAUGACGUAAUCUUUACUGCUGACCCAUCCAUUUAUAUGUCCUCUUUAGAACAUACGACGUAUUCUUGACUGCUGACCAAUCCAUUUAUAUGUCCUCUAUAGAACAAAUGACGUAAUUUUUGCUGCUGACCCAUCCAUUUAUAUGUUCUCUAUAGAACAAAUGACGUAAUCCUUACUGCUGACCCAUCCAUUUAUAUGUCCUCUAUAUAACAAAUGACGUAAUCCUUACUGCUGACCCAUCCAUUUAUAUGUAAUCUAUAGAACAAAUGACGUAAUCCUUACUGCUGACCCAUCCAUUUAUAUGUCCUCUAUAGAACAAAUGACAUUAUCUUGAUUGCUGACCAAUCCAAUUAUAUGUCCUCUAUAGAACAAAUGACGUUAUCGUGACUGCUGACCCAUCCAUUUAUAUGUCCUCUUUAGAACAAAUGACAUUAUCUUGAUUGCUGACCAAUCCAUUUAUAUGUCCUCUAUAGAACAAAUGACGUAAUCCUUACUGCUGACCCAUCCAUUUAUAUGUCCUCUAUAGAACAAAUGACGUAUUCUUUACUGCUGACCCAUCCAUGUAUAUGUCCUCUGUGGAACAAACGUCACGUGUAAUGUCGCGCGUCAUCUCAAUGACUUGUCAUUUUGUAAUGUUUGACAUCGCUUUAGUUAUGAAACUUCCAUUCGAGUCUUCGCACGGGUAACCGGAAGUUUGAUGAUCAUAAGUUUAUUAUAUCUAAUAACUUAGAUAAUAAGUUAUCAGUGAAUACCAAAUAAAUGAAAUGUCACAAAAGCAAUAUUUUUUUUUCAGCAUCGAUUUUACAGAGGACGCUGAACGGAAAGGGAAGAAAGUAACAAGGGAUAUAACGAAUCUUGAGGACAAAAUCCAAGAUGUGUUCGAGAUAAUUGAGGAAAUCUUUUAGUUGUUAGUGUCUGAUGGUUGUUAGUGUCUGAUGGUUUGUUAGUGACUGAUGUUUGUUAGUGUCUGAUGGUUGUUAGUGUCUGAUGGUUGUUAGUGUCUGAUGGUUGUAAGUGUCUGAUGGUUUUUAGUGUCUGAUGGUUGCUUGUCUGAUGGUUGUUAGUGUCUGAUGGUUUUUAGUGUCUGAUGGUUGCUUGUCUGAUGGUUGUUAGUGUCUGAUGGUUGUUAUUGUCUGAUGGUUGUUAGUGUCUGAUGGUUGCUUGUCUGAUGGUUGUAAGUGUCUGAUGGUUUUUAGUGUCUGAUCGUUGCUUGUCUGAUGGUUGUUAGUGUCUGAUGGUUUUUAGUGUCUGAUGGUUGUUAGUGUCUGAUGGUUGUUAGUGUCUGAUGGUUGUUAGUGUCUGAUGGUUUUUAGUGUCUGAUGGUUGCUUGUCUGAUGGUUGUAAGUGUCUGAUGGUUUUUAGUGUCUGAUGGUUGCUUGUCUGAUGGUUGUUAGUGUCUGAUGGUUUUUAGUGUCUGAUGGUUGCUUGUCUGAUGGUUGUUAGUGUCUGAUGGUUGUUAGUGUCUGAUGGUUGUUAGUGUCUGAUGUUUCGUUAGUGAGAGAUUUUUUUUAUAAACUUUAAAUGUGAUCAAAUGUAUGUUAAUUUUUUAUUUUUACUCCUUUCUUAAAAUCUUUAAGAUUAUUGCGUUUUGAUGUAAUUCGUAUGUUAACUUUGAUCCCAUUUUUUAAAAAUUCUUUGUCCAUUCUCUCUCAAGCUCUUAUUUCGGAAUCAGGUCAAGGAGACGGACAUACGAUCUGUUUUCAGUUUAACUAGCCGAUUUUUCGUGUGCUCAGAGUUUCUUUGAAACAUCUCUUCCAUCAUUGAUUCUCAUUUUAACAUUGUCAUAUCUUAAAUGUUUAUUAAAAGUGCUGUGUUUUUUUUUAAAUUGUUUAUCUAUCAAUUGAUUAAGUGGAACAAUAUAUCUAAAUUGGGA
Molecule: messenger RNA, 4163 nt
Organism: Lymnaea stagnalis (great pond snail)
Lineage: Eukaryota; Metazoa; Mollusca; Gastropoda; Lymnaeidae
Source: the annotation of a GenBank genome assembly